UCUCUAAAAAAGGCACCCUAUGUGAAAAAUAGCUGCUGGAUCUUGGGAAUAUAUGUGUAGUCUGCACCAGAAAAGUGGCAUUUUUCAUUGAUUUAUUUUUCUAAGAUAUAGCAAAGGAGACGCACAGCUGCUUCUGGACUUUCAGUCCUGGAUAGAAUGAAGACCAUCCUCGUUCCCUCGCUGCUGGGUGUGGCUGCAUUUAUUCUUCACGCUUUUGCUCUUGAAGAUCUUUCUGUACCCAUCGUGUCUGUGUGGCCUCCGGGACCAGAAAUCUUCGUCGGCGAGAGUGUAUUUCUUUACUGCAGAAUGGCAUCCAACCUCUCCUUUGCAUGGACCUACCUCUGGUACAGGCACACAUCCCACGCUGCCUCCACACCAAACCACAGGCACUCGCUCUAUGGAGACAGCUAUUCCAUCACGGCAGUAACAAAGGAGGAUGCAGGCAGUUAUUGGUGCAAAGCAGAACAGCAAGAGAGCAACCUCACCUCUAAGGCUCAGGUUGUGCUCAGAGUGUCAGAAGAGGCCCCUCCCUCACUAACGUUGACACCCAACACCAGGCAAAUCUUCAAAGGGGAUAAUUUUUCAGUGCAGUGCCCCACGUCUCCCAAGGGGUGGGAGCUGAAGCAGCUUUCUCCUGUCCAUCCGAACAUCACGACAGUGGAUCAAAGAACACCAUGUCCACCACCAGGGGGCGCUGUUUGCCCAGAAACAUCCAGUAACUGGUCUUUUGAAGCCACCAGUGAAAGCAGUGGAUUGUUCUGGUGUGAGGGUGUUGGAGGCCGCAGCAAUUCGGUUAACAUCACAGUAAACUAUGGCAACAUGCUUCUGAGGACUCCGGCCUUGCCCGUACACCUGGGGGAUGAAGUGGUUUUGUUCUGUCAGUACAGGACAGAAAGGCAAAAACAAGCAACAUUUUUUAGGGACGGAAUGGAUAUCGGGACUUUUAAUUUUUUCAGCUCAGAUGGAGCUGUAACUCUGACCAUUGGGGGGGUUAAAAUAACAGAUGAAGGCUCCUACAAGUGCUCGAGUCCAGACAGGAAGAUGGAGAGUCCAGAGAGCUGGCUGUCUGUGUCACCUGACCGAGGCAGCUGGAAGUGGUUUGCCGUGUCGUCUACCAUAGUGCUUCUGUGUCUCAUUCCGCUCAUAGUUUGGAUAAUUCACAGCAGGAGCCAGCAGAUGGUUUGCUCGCGGAGCUGCUGGCCACUUACUAAAGGCGAUGUCCCAUCAGUGCCUCUGCCUGAGACCAAGCAGGAUGUGACAGAAGUACAGUGGGACCUGUCCUGGAUGGAGAUGACCAGUCUGAUGGACAAGCAGAUGUAUCCUGGCACUUAAAGGACCUGGCUUGUUCAUGCUGACAGUUAAAAACAGUCAGACCGAUUUGUCAGACUGUUUUAUCCUCCACGUGGAAGCAGGCAGCCAAAGGGCCAAGUAUUUUUGACUCUAGAAAUUUAAAACAAAAGAUUUCUUUUUUGCUGUUCUGAUCUCUCUGUCCUGUGUUCAGGUCUGUGAUGAGGCCAGUUUAAGAGAUGGGUCAGACCUCUGUUCUGUGGACUGUGCUGCAUUAAAGUGGUGUGAUCGCUGAACAGUCCUGAAACUCUUUAACAACCGAAAAUGAAAAUGUUUUUGUUUCUUUCUAUUGCUUUGAAUGAGUAAUGAACUCUAUUCAUUAAAAACAAACUUCUCU
This is a messenger RNA of Oryzias latipes (Japanese medaka), 1684 nucleotides long. Its product is annotated as peroxidasin homolog. Gene Ontology annotation, cellular component: external side of plasma membrane. The record is from RefSeq and is a predicted model, not a curated record. Lineage: Eukaryota; Metazoa; Chordata; Actinopteri; Beloniformes; Adrianichthyidae. Gene Ontology annotation, biological process: immune response; cell surface receptor signaling pathway. Gene Ontology annotation, molecular function: transmembrane signaling receptor activity.